Messenger RNA from Grammomys surdaster, 1657 nucleotides. It is a transcript of the gene Tmem218, whose product is annotated as transmembrane protein 218. The coding region runs from base 66 to 413 and encodes 115 amino acids. The record is from RefSeq and is a predicted model, not a curated record. Lineage: Eukaryota; Metazoa; Chordata; Mammalia; Rodentia; Muridae. The transcript has 4 exons.
CCAAAGCCCGGGUGAAGGGGACAGAGGGCGAGGGGUGAGCCCUGGUGAGGAACCCGAGAGCCAGGAUGGCUGGCAUGGUGCUGGGAGUGGGUGCCGGCGUGUUCCUCCUCGCUCUGAUCUGGGUGUUGGUGCUGCUGCUGUGUGUGCUGUUAUCCAGAGCCUCUGGGAUAGCUAGGUUCUCCACCGUCUUUGUCUUCCUUGGUGCUCUGAUCAUCACUACAGUUCUAUUGCUUUUCCCUCGAGCCAGUGAAUUACCAGCCCCAGAAGGUGAAAUGAAGAUCGUGGAUGCCUUUUUCAUCGGCCGCUAUGUCCUGCUAGCUUUCCUCAGCGCUGUCUUUCUUGGAGGCCUCUUCCUGCUUCUUACUCAUCAUGUGCUGGAGCCAAUCUAUGCCAAACCACUGAGGUCCUGCUGAGCACGGUAACGGAAACACGGGACAUGUUGACGUCAUGGAUGAGCGCAAAGGCGAUUGAUCUCUGGAGCCUUGACCACCUUCAUGUUUUCAGACCAGAGGAAUAACCAUUUGUCACUAAGGCAAACCUCCUGAGCCCGGGCCUCCAGAAACUCAGUAGCAAAGCAGAGUCCAUGGAUGUAAAUUGUCACCAUCAAGACAGGUACAGCUGUCUUUUCGGAACCCAUACUCAGGAUUUCUGUCUGUUUUAGAUGAACAGUAGAAACAGUGAUCUGCCUUGGGUUCAGUCAAGCUGUUGAGUAGUAGAUUUGGGGAAAGGAAUUUUGGGCUCCGUUGUCCAACAGAAGAAGCUGGCCCUUUUAAAAUAAUGUGUAAGUUAUAAGUUCUCAGUUGAGUAUUUGUAACCAUUUGGAAGGGAGAGGCAUUCAAACACAAAAUUGCUUUCAUGAGAGAGUAUGGAAGAUGUAUUAGGCAGCGGUUAUUGACCAUUCCUUCUGUGUAGUUCCACAGAGCUCUGUAAAGACAGUGCGUGGCACUUGCCUGAGUUCUAAUAAAGCAGUAAGCAACUACCAAAGGGCUUCUUGCUCUUCAAACUCCUGGCUACAGCUUUUGUAUAUUUACAUUUGAAGUUUACUUAGAGAUUAGAAAGGAGGUAUGGAAAUGUUAGUUGUCUUCCUGCCAAGUAUCUUGGGUCUUUUCCUCCCAAAUUUGGUGGCCUCUGGGUGCCUUAUUUAAGUAUAUAGUAUUAUAUUCGAGUCCACUUUGGGCUUUGGCCUUUUCUUUUUCCUUUUUUUUUUUCCUUUGGCAGCCCUACAGAUUGAACCCAGAACCUCAAACAAGAACUCUGCCAUCCUAUCCCUCUGCUUACAUUUUAUCUUGAAGAAUAAUCUCACUGUUUCCCAGGCUGGCCUUGAACUUGCCAUCCUGCCUUAGUUUCCCACGUAGCUGGGAUUUUAGGCCCGAAUCAUUAGGCCUGGCUCUUUUUAUCUUCUUGGUCAGUUGAUCACUUGGUUGAUUCCACGGUCUCACUGGGGACCCAGAGCUCGACUGAACUCUGGGUCCUUCUGCCUCAGCCUUCUUGGGUACUAGGAUUACAGGUGUGCCCCACCCCACCCCCAACAUGCCUGCCUCUGUAUCUUCAUCUUGGAAAUUCUUUCUCCAAAAUUAUUAAGGAAUGUAUAUUCUCAGCACUGUAGUAUAACUUCACAUUUGACUAACUCCCCAGAACAAUAAAAUUUGUCACUUAA